AUGACCGAAAAUGAAAUUGUUCGCACAUUUAUCAAAGCUCAUGACCCACCCUACUUUGAAGAGAUUUUUCGUAUGACUGGUUGUUCCUUUGCUGAGAUUGUCAACAAAUUGGAAGAGUAUGACGAGUUUAUGAGAGCAGGCAAGAUUGUUAAUGUUUCAGCUUUAAAGUCGCAGUUGGAAGCUAUGCAAAGCCAAAACAGCAGCGGUAAAAAGUCUCAGUUUAAGAAGAAAGACGAGGAAGCUUCCUUUGUUUGGAACCAAGGUCGGCCUGUUGACCAGUUAUAUGAGCAAUUGAAAGCUGCUGGGAAGAUUAGUACGGUACCCCCUAAGACCUAUUCCAAAGAAUUUCCCAUUGGUUAUGAUCCUCAGUCAUUUUGUGCUUAUCAUUCGGGAGCCCCUGGACAUUCAACGGCCAAUUGCUGGGCGCUUAAGCAUAAAAUCCAAGAUAUGAUCGAGGCCGGAGACAUAGUUCUGAGAAUGAGGGAUGAACAAAGGCCAAGUGUUAGCAACAAUCCUCUUCCCGCACACAAAGAUACCGUAGGAGCUGUUAACACAGAGGAAGAGAGUGAGGAACCUACACAGUACAUUGUAGACAAAGCUGAGAUAAUAGGGGUCAUCGGAGAACCGUUCAUACUGGAGGAAGAAGCCUAUGAAGCCAAGGAAAAUACUGACCCAUUUAUUCUGGAAAUGAUACCUUUCGAAUGUGAGCCUUCGGAGCUCGUGGUACUUGAAUUGCCUGAGCAAGUUCCUGUUCUUAAUUUGCAAGAGAUCUCAUGGAAUUAUAGCGAGCCUACAUUGCUAAUUGGAGGAGAGGAAGUGUCCAAGAAGGAGGUGGAUGCUAUUACUAGAUCUGGAAGAAUUAUAGGGGAACCCGCAGUUGAUGAAUCUUCAAAAGCAAAAGAAAGUGCUAUGCCAACAAAACCAGUUGUGACAGACGAAGAGGCCUUUAAUUUCCUUAAGAUGUUGAAGAAGAGCGAAUACAAAGUGAUUGAGCAAUUGGACAAAAUGCCUGCUCAAAUUUCUAUGUUAAACCUACUGUUGACUUCUGAACUUCAUAGAACAGCUUUACUCAAAGUGUUAAAUGAGGCUCAAGUUCCUAAAAACAUUCCAAUUGACAAAUUCACCAAUGUAGUUGAACAUGUUUUGGCUCCCAAUCGGAUUUCUUUUCCUGAUGAAGAUCUAACUGCCGAAGGGAUUGGACACAACAAAGCCUUGUAUAUCUCAGUCCGCUGUAACGGGAAACUUUUGUCAAAAGUUCUGAUAGACAAUGGAUCCACCCUCAAUAUCUGUCCCUGGAAUACCUUGAUUAAGUUAGGGUUUCAAGAGGCUAAAUUGCGGCCGUCUACCACCGUAGUGAGAGGAUUUGAUGGCGCGAGAAGGGAAUCAAUGGGGGAGGUGGAUUUAGUGCUGGAGAUCGGACCUGCCCAAUUUCAAGUCAUGUGCCAAGUCAUGGAUUUUUCAAGUGUUUACAACGUUCUUCUUGGACGGCCUUGGAUUCACACUUCGGACACUAUACCAUCUUCGCUCCAUCAAAUGUUGAGAUUUGUCGCGAAUGGCCAAUUGAUUACAGUUUUUGCAGAAGAUGAUUGUACAAUGAUUGUUAAUUCUGGAACAAAUGGGGAAAAUAGUAUAGAAUCUCUGGUUUCUCCUCACCAUGUGGCUGACAUUGUCUCUGUGGGAUGA
Coffea arabica (coffee) is the source of this 1683-nucleotide messenger RNA. RefSeq lists its product as uncharacterized. The record is from RefSeq and is a predicted model, not a curated record. Lineage: Eukaryota; Viridiplantae; Streptophyta; Magnoliopsida; Gentianales; Rubiaceae.